AUGUCAGAAGUGGAUCGCUUAUUAGCAAAGAAAGUAGUUGAUCGAUACCUGAAACGUGAAGUACUUGGGGAAGGUACCUAUGGCGUCGUCUACAAAGUCAUUGAUACCAAGGUUGUGGGACAGACAGGGCAAACUAUUACAAUAAAGAAAAUCCGGCUUGGGAAGCAGAAGGAAGGGGUGAAUUUUACUACUCUAAGAGAAAUCAAGUUGCUGAAAGAGCUCAAGGAUCCAAAUAUAAUAGAACUGAUUGAUGCUUUUCCUCAUAAAGGGAACUUGCUUCUUGUUUUUGAGUUUAUGGAGACUGAUCUGGAAGCUAUUAUCCGGGAUAGGAACAUCAUUCUUUCCCCCACCGAUAUAAAGUCAUUCCUUCAAAUGACAUUGAAAGGACUUGCCUUUUGCCACAAGAAAUGGGUUUUGCACAGGGAUAUGAAACCAAAUAAUCUGUUGAUAGGACCUGAUGGACGACUAAAACUUGCAGAUUUUGGACUGGUGUUUGAUCGAUGGUAUAGAGCUCCAAAACUAUUAUUUAGUGCCAAACAAUAUGGUCCUGGGGUUGAUGUUUGGGCAGCAGCUUGUAUAUUUGCUGAGCUCCUUCUACGCCGCCCUUUUCUUUGUUGUCAGGGUAGCAGUGACAUGGAUCAGUUGGGGAAAAUAUUUGCUGCAUUUGGGACUCCCAAAACUUCUCAGUGGGCAGAUAUGAUUUAUCUUCCUGAUUAUGUUGAGUACCGGUUUGUUCCAACCUGGGCAGCCACUUCGGACGAUGUUUCCAAUGGCAAGUGA
Lactuca saligna is the source of this 780-nucleotide messenger RNA. The record is from the annotation of a GenBank genome assembly. Lineage: Eukaryota; Viridiplantae; Streptophyta; Magnoliopsida; Asterales; Asteraceae.